GCGGACACGGCAGAUCAACUAGACGAACCAAUAUCCAUGGGGGAACUAGCACUCGCCAUCAAAUCCAUGAAACCGGGUAGGAGUCCAGGCCCCGAUGGCCUGCCUCUCAAAUAUUAUAAAAGCUAUGCCGAGACCCUGUAUCCCCCACUACUGGCCAUGUUCAACGCCAUCAGGGAGGGACAUGAAUUACCCACACAGGCACUCAUGACCCAUAUCACCAUAAUUCCGAAAGAGGGCAAGGACAGGGAGCACUGCGGGAGUUUCCGGCCCAUAUCCCUCAUAAACAAUGACAUUAAACUACUGGCCAAGGUCUUGGCGACCCGGCUUCAGGAGCACGUGCCCUCUCUGGUCCAUGCGGACCAG
Molecule: messenger RNA, 363 nt
Organism: Pelobates cultripes (western spadefoot toad)
Lineage: Eukaryota; Metazoa; Chordata; Amphibia; Anura; Pelobatidae
Source: the annotation of a GenBank genome assembly